Messenger RNA from Dermacentor silvarum, 1334 nucleotides. RefSeq lists its product as uncharacterized. Gene Ontology annotation, cellular component: membrane. The transcript is spliced from 2 exons. The record is from RefSeq and is a predicted model, not a curated record. The coding region runs from base 381 to 1334 and encodes 317 amino acids. NCBI's taxonomy places the organism in Eukaryota, Metazoa, Arthropoda, Arachnida, Ixodida, Ixodidae. Gene Ontology annotation, molecular function: alpha-(1->3)-fucosyltransferase activity.
UGCAAACCUGACCGCAACUCGCUGACGUCUCGUACCAGUGUCGCUCAUGUAUGUACCGCCUACCAAAACGCGAAAUCUACGCCUUUUUCUGCGGCGCUCGAGCGUGUGAUACGUGAUCUGCGCGAAGCGUAUAGCGAGGCUUAGCAAAAGGUUUCUGGAAGGCAUUCUCUCUUUUCGCUGAACUACGAAAACCGACAUUUUAUUGCCGAGAAGUGUUACGUCACUUCUCGGUAUGUCUUAACGUCAUUUCCCUGCCUGUAAGUCGUUUCACGAGCCGCGAAAUCCUACAGCCAGUGGUCGCCGUACGUGCAGUGCGUUUUAACGCAGAUUGACCCGCGAUUUUCUGCUGCAAGAAAGUUCUGCUCCCAACGUUAUGAGCCAUGGCUGAAGCGUCUUCGCGCAACCGGUCACCAUCCCCUCACUGUAAAACAACGUUCCUUCACGAAGGUGCCCCUCAAGCUGAUGAUGGUCCCGACGGCGAGGUUAUUUCCUUGACCGAUUCACAUCGUGAGGCUGCAGCAGCGCCGGUGACCGUGGAUGACUGUCCACGUGAUUUUGAGGAGUCGAUGGAGCUGAUACCCAUGGAUGACAUGGGACCUGAAGACCACGGUACAACGCCGGGAGAAUCUUCAUCACGACGACAAGACUCGCCCGAAUCAACCGACAGCUGGACAGUGCUCCUGGUCACCGGACCCACGCGUAAUUUAGAGUGGCACUUCGCGAAGCAUUGGCCAAAGUACACGUUCCUCGCGUCGCUUAUGGUGUUCAUAGCCCUUAUAUAUCCUGCGCUGACGCUCUACAGGUCGCUGUCGCAAGCAGACUCGCACGCUGCGCAGCCGACGCGGCCGUCGGACACUCAGAUUUGGCGGCCAUGGCGUGAGCGGAAAGGCGACGACGGGCUUCCCCGGAUUCUGCUGUGGAACCAAACCGGAUUGGACAACUGGUGGUUACUCCACAAAGCCGUAUGCACUACUGAAGGCGAACACUCGGUUACGUGCGACGUAAUCGAAGACCGCUACCUGCUAAUGAGCAGUGAUGCUGUUGUCUUCCGUGCCGAGCAUUUUGAAUCCCUGGGAAUUCCUCAUGUACGCUCGCCGUUUCAGUUCUGGGUUUUUUGGGCUAAGAGUCACUCACUGCCCCAAGGCGACAGCCCGCAUGGAAAUGGCUCGCGCUUACUGUCGCGUGUCGCCGACACGUUCAACUGGACAAUGGCCUACAGGGACGACGCUGACAUCGUAGUUUCUUACGAUAAGUGGCGCUGCGACUCAGCCGAGAGCGCAAUGCAGCCUAGCGACACCGUGAUUCCGAAAAAAGAAAAGGCGUCGCCUGGAUAG